This is a messenger RNA of Rotaria sordida, 1374 nucleotides long. Lineage: Eukaryota; Metazoa; Rotifera; Eurotatoria; Philodinida; Philodinidae. The record is from the annotation of a GenBank genome assembly.
AUGGAUAAUUUAGAUGCUGACACAUACUUUGAAUUUAAGACAUAUGAAGAAUUUCGAAAAGAACGAUUGAAAUUAAAUUAUGAUAAUACAUUAAAAUUAUGGUAUUCACUACCUGAUACACUACCAAUAAAUGAAAACAAUCGAUUCAGACGACACACACGUAAACAACAACGAGCACGUUUCAGAAAAAUAAAACAUUGUGUGGCUUAUGCUAUAUUGUUCAAAAAAACAUCUAAGAAGAAAAUUCAGUCAAAAAGUUUUCGAUUAUGGAAUGAAAUGUUAAAUAUAUCUGCAUCAAAUGAUGAAUCUCUUUAUGGUAUACAGCAAUCAAUGAAUCAACUUACUGUAGAGUUUUGUAAUAGAGUACGACAAUAUGAUCCAACAAUCAGUCAUGAUGAAUUAUUUAAAGCUGGUCGAUGUCUUUGGUUUAUGACUGGUUUUCAAAUGCAAUGUAAUUUACCCUCAAUUUUCAAUGAUUCUAUGAUUGGUUAUAAUAUGCUUUAUCCAUAUACAGAUGAUUUACUCGAUUGUAACGAUAUAAGUAAAGAAGCAAAAACCGAUUUCGCAAAAAUUUUUCAUGAACGAUUACUAAUUGGUGAACCAACAUAUGAUCCUCAAGUACAUUUUGAUGGAAAACAAUCAAAUAUUGCUGAAUUAAAAUUACCAUCAUCAUUACAAGCACAUGCUAAUCGUAUAGUAAAAAUAUUUGAUAUGGUGAAAUUUAUUGAAAAUGAUUGGAAACGUGGUGGUGAAUAUGACAUUGUUUAUAUGGCUUUAGCUACAAUACAUGAAGGGCAAAUGAAAUCAACAUUACAACAUGCAAGAACUGAAGAUGAUUAUGCACCAACCAUGACACAAAUUGAACAAAUUAGUGCAGAAAAAGGUGGUGCAUCAGUAUUAGCUGCUGGGAUUUUACUUGAUGGACGAUUAACAAGAGCUCAAGUAGCUUAUUUAGAAUAUGUAGGAUUUGCUUUACAAUUAAUUGAUGAUUUACAAGAUGUAAAAGAAGAUAUGAAAAAUAAUCAUCGAACAAUUUUUACUCAAACUAUUGCUGAAGGUCGAACAUUAGAUGCACCAACAGCACAUCUUAUGCAAUUUUGUUAUUAUGCAUCAGCAUAUGAAAAAUUUAGUGAUGAUCAACAUACAGUUUCAGAUCGAGAAACUCAUCUUACCUUAGCUCAUUAUGUACAAGUUUUAAUGAUGAUGUUUUCUGUAAUAUUGAUUUUAGAAGCUGCAUCUCGAUUACGAAAAUAUUAUUCAAAAAAAUUCUAUCGUGAAUUAUCUUCAUUAAGUCCACUUUCACUUCAUCAUCUCAGAUUCGCUCAUAUUGAAAAAAGACUUUGGAAUACUACACGAAAACAUAGGGUUGGAUAA